CGGUCAAAGGGAAAUUUCCAGCGAGAAGUAUAGAACCAUUAGGACCAAUAAUUGAUGAUUAUUUAAAGAAUGAUGUAGAAUUAUGCGACAAAGCAUUUCAUUUUUUAUUAUCAGCAAACUUAUGGGAACAGGAAUCACAUUUGAAAAAUACUAUCCUCAAUGGUAAAACAUUAGUUAUGGAUCGAUACGCAUAUACCGGUGUUGCAUAUUUAACCGCUAAGGGUUUAGAUUUAAAUUGGUGUAAAUCUUCAUAUACUGGUUUACCAUCACCAGAUAUUGUCUUUUUCAUGGACGUUCCGUUGGAAGAGACUGAAAAAAGGGAUGGAUUUGGUAGUGAAAGGUUUGACAAAAGUGAGAUUCAAGUAAAGGCAAGAAAUGUAUAUUUAUCAUUGACAGGCCCAGAAUGGAAGAUAUUAGAUGGUCGACAAUCAAUUGAUGAACUUCAUGAAAAAAUUGUAAACAUGUCCCUAGAAGUAGUUCAAAAGUGCGGUGCCAUACCAAUACAAGAUUUGUGGAAAAAUUCUUAA
Racocetra persica is the source of this 527-nucleotide messenger RNA. Lineage: Eukaryota; Fungi; Glomeromycota; Glomeromycetes; Diversisporales; Gigasporaceae. The record is from the annotation of a GenBank genome assembly.